This is a messenger RNA of Suillus clintonianus, 1588 nucleotides long. Its product is annotated as GRASP55/65 PDZ-like domain-containing protein. Gene Ontology annotation, biological process: Golgi organization. The transcript has 6 exons. Gene Ontology annotation, cellular component: Golgi apparatus. The record is from RefSeq and is a predicted model, not a curated record. Gene Ontology annotation, molecular function: protein binding. NCBI's taxonomy places the organism in Eukaryota, Fungi, Basidiomycota, Agaricomycetes, Boletales, Suillaceae. The coding region runs from base 75 to 1268 and encodes 397 amino acids.
CCAAUCUAGUGCUCCAGUUCUCGACGCCAUUGAAAUUCAUGUGAGACUUCAAGUUAAGUUUCUCUGCGGACUCUAUGGGAGCAGGACAAUCAUCUGCAGCGCAGGCGCAAAAAUCUCAUGCUUUGCAUGUCUUACGAGUCACUGCUUCAUCGCCAGCCUCGCAGACGUCCAUAGAGCCAUUCUUCGACUUCAUUGUCGGCUUCGAUGGCAGUGAUGCUUUCUACGCAGAGAGCGAUAUAGAUGCUACAGAGCUUGAAAAGAUAGUGGAAGAACACGAGGAGAAGACGCUUAAUCUUUUAGUCUGGAACAGCAAAACGCGCACAACCCGAGUUGUACCAAUUGUUCCCUCACGGGCAUGGGCUUUGGCACAACAAGCAUCGAUCCCACAAGACGAUGCUGAGAACUCCCCUCAACCUUCCUUGUUGGGUUUGAGCAUGCGGAUGUGCGAAUUCGAGAAUGCGACAAAUAAUGUUUGGCAUGUUCUUGAAGUCCUAGAAGGAAGUCCAGCAGAAAGUGCCGGUCUCGUUCCCUAUGGGGACUGGAUAAUAGGAUGGUCCGGCGGCAUAUUGACCGCGGAGAACGACUUUUACGACGUGGUGGAAGCUCAUGUUGACAAGCCGUUGCGAGUCUAUGUUUAUUCGUAUGACUUCGAUAAUCUCAGAGAGGUCGUACUAGUGCCCAAUCGCCAUUGGGGUGGCGAAGGACUCUUGGGAUGUGUUUUCGGAUUUGGCCUUCUCCACCGCAUCCCUUCGCACACGGCGGACGGCUCAUCAGGCGCUGGCAUCCAGAAUUCUCAUAGUGACCUUGAGGAUCAGCAGCUCUUUGUUCCUGCCGAUGUUUCACAGGGUUCACGAUCUUUAGGUGCAGAAGAUCGGCGCCGUCCUUUCGGAGCUUACCAGCGCCCAAGUGACAUUGCACAUCCCCGUCCCACCCACUAUCAUGAAGCCACGCAAGGGCGGCGACCUUCUGGCGACGUGAUUCGGCGCGAUUCAGCGUCAACCUCUUCACGUCCUGGGACACCAAGGCGGUCCGUGAAUACACCAAAUCCCGCAUCACAGACACCGACCGUCAGCCGUUCAUUUGGCUCGCUCCUCAAUGGUACUGGAACAACAGCGAUGUUUUCUGGCCCAAGCCCGAGUGCCCUCCAGUUCAGUACUAGCAUGUCUACAGUUAUCGGAAAGCCACAAAGCGAUGACGAAGAUGAGGGAGACAGUGAUUUUGAUGGAACGGAAGCCACAGAUUAUGGUAGUCUGACCUCUGUUGAAUGAUGAGCUUGAGUGGCGCAUAAUCGGAUACAUCAGACCAUUUAGAUUCACGUUACUAUAACCAGGUGCACUACGUCGAGCUCUAGGAUUUCGUUCACCUCUAUAGCUGGUCGAGCGUUGUACGAUAUAUUUAUUUACAGGUUCAUUAGUCUUCCCCGUGUGUCUGCUCAUCGAGCUUGCCACCUCGGCAACCAGCAAAUAUUGACGCUAUUUGCAUGCAUGUGUUGAUGUAUGCACUAUCAAAUGUAGGACAGGCGCUUGCUGGACGACCCCCGCGUUCUUUGUUCAUGCCAUCUAGAUGAAAGACAACCGACGGACCGUAA